AUUGCUGGAGUGUCGAUCACUUGACAUUCGGGAAGAAAAUAUCGACCUCAAAAUUCGUGAUGUCUCAGGAGGAUCUUUAGGUUCAGAAUGAUUGUUGCUGGCGUACAGAAAGGUUUCAUGUUUCCAUGGAGACAAUAUCAUGUGACAUGUAUCAUUAAACCAAUGACUUGUGUUCGUCAAUUUAUUAAACCUGCCUGCACCACAAAGAAUUUUGAAAUACACUCUUCACAUGCUGAGCUAUCACAAGGGCAAUCACAAUCAAUAAGAUGCUGUAAAGGCUAUAGGAAAAAAUUGUAUCUUGAUGUAAGAAAUUCCAGUUCUUUCAAAUUUUGUUAUGGAAACUACAACCGACCAAAGACUUUGUUCGAUCAUUUCAAUGUUAGAAAUGUGUAUCCAUCUCAGAACCAUAGACACCUGAGUACCACAAAAGGGUACAGCUACGAUGUUGACAUUCUCUACCAUGGCUUACGAAACAAUGAUCGAGGCUGUCUGGCUCGUGCCAUUACUCUGGUGGAGUCUGCAAAUCAAACUAAGAAACUACAGGCAAAAAAACUCUUGAAUCUUAUACUACAGGAAAAUGCAAAAUGCCUCGGGAACACCACUUCAUCAUUUAGAAUAGGCCUAUCAGGCCCUCCUGGAGCUGGUAAAAGUACCUUUAUAGAAGUGUUUGGAACCUACUUAACAAAUCAAGGACACAGGGUAGCAGUGUUGGCUGUGGACCCGUCCUCCGCACACACUGGAGGUAGUCUUCUCGGUGACAAGACACGAAUGCCUGAGUUGUCAGUUAACAGGAAUGCCUAUAUCCGUCCAUCACCUGCUCGAGGUGUACUUGGAGGUGUUACUAGGACGACUAAUGAGGCAAUACUUGUGUGCGAGGCAGCUGGAUAUGACAUCAUUCUCAUAGAAACAAUAGGUGUGGGGCAGUCAGAGUUUGUCGUCGCUGAUAUGGUUGACAUGUUUUGUCUUCUCAUUCCUCCGGCUGGUGGUGAUGAGCUACAAGGUAUAAAGAAAGGAAUUGUGGAGAAGGCAGAUUUGGUUGUUGUAAAUAAAUCAGAUGGAGAUUUUGUGCGUGCUGCUCGUCUUAUACAAGCUGAAUACAUCAGCGCUCUCAAAUUCAUGCGACAAAGAUCUCCAAACUGGAAACCUAAGGUGAUGAGGGUAUCCUCACUACGUAAUGAAGGUAUUGAGGACCUGUGGACAAAGAUGGACACAUUUAAAAACACAAUGAUAGAUUCUAAGGAGUUCACCAACAAAAGACAGAUGCAGAAACAAAGAUGGAUGUGGAAUCACAUACACGACAAUAUCAUGGAUUUGUUUCGAUCUCACAAGUUGGUGAAAUGUAAAAUCUCGGAUGUUGAGAGACAAGUUGUUGAUGGUGUCAUAUCUCCUGGUGCAGCUGCUGAUCUGCUUUUACAGGAGUUUAUAAAAGAGAGAUGAUGAACUAGUCAUAAUACUUCAAAGCUCUUAUGUGAUAAUAUGAUAAUGUUAUUAAAUGUGAUAUUUUU
Molecule: messenger RNA, 1505 nt
Organism: Ylistrum balloti
Lineage: Eukaryota; Metazoa; Mollusca; Bivalvia; Pectinida; Pectinidae
Product: methylmalonic aciduria type A protein, mitochondrial-like
Exons: 7
Coding region: 88-1437 (449 amino acids)
Cellular component (GO): cytoplasm
Molecular function (GO): GTP binding; GTPase activity
Source: RefSeq, a predicted model, not a curated record